This is a messenger RNA of Myripristis murdjan (pinecone soldierfish), 1828 nucleotides long. RefSeq names its product diacylglycerol O-acyltransferase 1-like. Gene Ontology annotation, cellular component: endoplasmic reticulum membrane. The record is from RefSeq and is a predicted model, not a curated record. Gene Ontology annotation, biological process: triglyceride biosynthetic process. Bases 1 to 1392 code for a protein of 463 amino acids. The transcript has 17 exons. NCBI's taxonomy places the organism in Eukaryota, Metazoa, Chordata, Actinopteri, Holocentriformes, Holocentridae. Gene Ontology annotation, molecular function: diacylglycerol O-acyltransferase activity.
AUGGCUGCAGUGAGGAAGAGGUCCUCCUCUGUCUGCUCCUCUUCCUCAGCUGAGGAAGACAAUGCAGGCCUCUGCCACACGACCUUCAGCUCAGUAGCUGAGCAGCAGCAUCCUUAUGCAGCUCUGCUCUGCUGCCACCGUGUGCAGGACUCCCUGCUGAGCUCCAACAGCAGCUUCACCGGCUACAGAGGUGUCCUCAACUGGAUCAUCAUCCUGCUGGUCUUGACUCACGCUCACUUGUUCUUGGAGAACUUCAUACAACACGGGUUUCUUAUAGAUGUGAAGAAGGUCUUGGAGCAUCUUGUGGAGGACAGCUACAGCUGGCCGUCUGUCAAGCUCAUAAUGGCUGCCAACAUGUUUGCCCUCACAGCUUUGCUUCUCGAGAGGUCUCAGGAAAAGGGCAUGUUGUCCUCCACCAUCGUCCACCGUUUGCAUCUUGGAAAUCUGGGGUUGCUCAUGCUGUUUCCUGCUGCAGUCAUUCUGCACGACACAACAAUAUCAGCAGGGGGAGCCUUCUUCUCUCUGUGGUCCUACACUGUUCUGGGCCUGAAGCUUUAUUCGUACCAGGAAACUAAUCAAUGGUACCGGCAGGGUCAUUUAACCGGCACAGACACAGACAAGAACAAACUGCACAGGCCAAAAGCCCCUGGCACUCAUCUUAGUUUACGAGAUCUUUACUAUUUCCUCCUGGCCCCGACUCUGUGCUACCAGAGAGACUUCCCCCGCACUCCCAAGGUCCGCAUCAACAAACUGCUGCACAGGCUGCUGGAAAUGGUGAUCCUUAGUCAGAUCAUGGUUGCAAUUGUUCAGCAGUGGAUCGAGCCCAUCUUCCAGAGGUCAGAAACCUCAUUCUCUAAUAUGGACCUCACCAUGAGAGUGGAGCAUUUGGUGGGACUUGUGGCGCCGACCCAUUUCUUAUGGCUGCUGUUCUUCUUCCUGUCGCACUCCUACCUGAAUUUCUGUGCUGAACUGCUGCACUUUGGCGAUCGGCACUUCUACGGAGACUGGUGGAAUGCUACAACUCUGACGGCUUUCUGGAAGAACUGGAAUAUUCCGUUUCAGAAAUGGUGCCACAGACAUGUAUAUACACUGCUGCUGGAGAAGAAUGUGUCCCCGUCACGAGCCGAGUUAUCGGUCUUCCUCAUGUCUGCUGUCCUUUGUGAGUACGUGAUCGCUCUGCCUUUGGGUAGCUGUCGCCUGUGGAUCUUUCUCAUGAUGCUGUUUGAGCUUGUGGUUGCUGUUUUCCUCGGAUGCUACUUCCAGGGGAAUUACGGCAACGGCCUGGUGUGGCUGUGUCUGCUGCUGGGGCCUCCUCUAGCUGUCACGACCUACUUUCACGACCACUACGUCGGCCUUCAUCGACAGCACUCGUCAUCCUCACCCCCAUCCUGACUGCCGCCGCCGUCCCGGGAGACCGCCUUCAUGUAGCUGCACGGACACAACGGUGGCCUCAGUGGUCAAAAUGUGUUGUCCAACAUGCCUACCAUUAGAGCGAGUGGACACAGCUGUGAUCCAAGUCCCAGUCACGACUCUAGCCCUCAUCAUCACAGCUCCUGACCGGACAAGAGCUUUGAUUCGGGAUAAACGUCAGCAGGCACGACAAAAUGUUCUUUUCAAGUCUGACAAGUGUUUGUGCAAUAAACAGAGUUCAUUCAUCAUUUCCUUUGGUUAACCCUUAGAGCAGAUUUGUCUGAUUUUCUGGAGGUGAAGUGCAGCGUGGUGUGUAGAGAGCUCAGCCACUGUUUUCUCUGGGGAUCAUUUCUGUUAAAUUGAUGUGACUCAGCCGCCCAGCAGAUAAGGCCGCCGCUCACACGCCGCCGUGUCCACA